This is a messenger RNA of Choloepus didactylus (southern two-toed sloth), 906 nucleotides long. RefSeq names its product catsper channel auxiliary subunit zeta (gene CATSPERZ). Gene Ontology annotation, cellular component: CatSper complex; sperm principal piece. Bases 1 to 807 code for a protein of 268 amino acids. The transcript is spliced from 5 exons. The record is from RefSeq and is a predicted model, not a curated record. Gene Ontology annotation, biological process: flagellated sperm motility; sperm capacitation. NCBI's taxonomy places the organism in Eukaryota, Metazoa, Chordata, Mammalia, Pilosa, Megalonychidae.
AUGGAGGAAAAGUCUUCUAAAACUCACCCCAGGUCCCACCCCGGCCCGUGGUGUAACUUCUCACUCUCGGGCUGGCUCAGGACCCCCGCCCCCAGCCUGCUCACCGCCCCCACCCCGACCAUUCCCAGCUCCCCGCGGCCCUUGGCUCCCCUCGUUGUAUGUGGCCCACAGGAGUCCGCCAAGCUUUUGGAGCGCCGCGGCUCAGGCAAGUUGAGACGGACCAGCGACGUCCGGAAUCUGUGGACCACGGGCACGCUGUCCCUGCAGCAGCUGAACACGCCGCUGCCCACUGUCUCCGAGUGCUCCGACUCGGAGGACGAGAGCGCGGACCACAAGACGCAGAUCUUCGACGACCGGAAGGCCGUCCCCGCCUCGGUCACCGGCUGGGAUGAACAAGAGGAGAGAGAGGACAUUACUCUGAAAGACAAGGAAAGCUUCACGCAAGAAGUGGUGGACGAGCACAUCAUGUUGGGGAUGGAGCUGCACCGCAGCGGCUCCGUGGGAAGCGAUUUAGAGGAGGGGGUCGAGGAUGCCAAACCUAACGCCCAGACCGUAAGGGCUUCGGUGUCAUCACACAGCCUCUCGAAACACACACCCCAUCGAGCCUACUGGGCAGAACAGCAGAACAGGCUGCCGCUGCCCCUGACGGAACUCAUGGAGCAGGAGGCUCUGGAAAUCCUCACCAAGGCUCUCUACAGCUACCGGUCCCGGAUCGGCUGGGACCACUUUCUGACCAAGCAGCUGCAGCGACACAUCGAGGGGCUCAGGAAGCGCCGGUACAAGAGGCUGAACGUCUUACCGCAAUGAGGGCACAGCCUCGGCUCUAGCCUGGAUCCCUGUCCCGUCCCCAGACCCAAGCCUGACCCCGUCCGCGUGGAAUCCGUACCCUAGAGAAAUAAAAGAGUC